Messenger RNA from Aspergillus luchuensis, 1473 nucleotides. Its product is annotated as FAD-binding oxidoreductase. The record is from RefSeq and is a predicted model, not a curated record. NCBI's taxonomy places the organism in Eukaryota, Fungi, Ascomycota, Eurotiomycetes, Eurotiales, Aspergillaceae. Bases 1 to 1473 code for a protein of 490 amino acids. Gene Ontology annotation, molecular function: FAD binding. The transcript has 3 exons.
AUGACUAGCUUCGAUGAACCUCUCCCCACCAUAGGGAAGUCUGCAGUUGAUUUACUGAGCGCAAUUCGGCCGCAAUGUACCCUUCUUCGCGGCACGCCUGAAUAUGAAAACGCGCGCAACGGAUACUGGGCGGCUGAGCAGGCCCGCUGUACCCCAUACUGCAUCUUCCAACCCACCAAUGCGGAGGAUGUGUCGCACGCAGUCAAUGUACUACGGGAAACAGGGUGUGCUUUUGGAAUCAAGAGCGGCGGACACGGCCGAUGUGAGGGAGAGUCCUCCAUCUCAGCUGGGGUUCUCAUUGACUUGAAGACGUUGGAUGAGAUUAGGCUCUUCGACGAUAAGACGUCUUGUCGCGUUGGUCCAGGCAAUACCUGGGCGAAUGUUUAUGGGACGCUCAAUCCGCAGGGGCUGACGGUUAUUGGGGGGCGGGCGUCCACAGUAGGAGUGGGGGGGUUUUGCGUUUCGGGUGGCAUCUCAUUCUUCUCCAACCGCCACGGCUGGGCCCUCGACAAUAUACGCUCUUUCGAGGUCGUCCUAGCGGACGGUCGCAUCGUUACCGCCAGCCCGUCGUCGAACCCGGACCUUUACAAAGCCCUGCGCGGCGGCGGCGCCAAUUUCGGCAUCGUCACCAGCUUCGAUCUUAUGGUACACCCGUACCAAGGCAUGUGGGGUGGCGGCAUUAAUUGGACCUGGGAGCACGGGGACGCCAUCAUCGACACCUUUAUCGAUUACGGUAAUGACAAUGUACACAAUGUCGACGCCUCUGUGCUGAUUGGGGUGAUCAACUACAACGGAACUUGGGUCUGGCACGCGGAUAUCGAGCACCUCAUGCCUACACCGGCGGACAAAAAUCCCGCACUGAAACGCCUCCUCGACAUCCCUGCCGUCAGCGAUUUUACAGGGCCGACGAGCCAGAUCCAGCGUACGGACAGCAUCCUGGACCAUUACCCUCCCGGCUCCUAUAACGGGUACUGGACCUUCUGCACAAAGGUGGACAAACGGCUCAUUAAGAUAUUUAUGGAGACCUGGCGAGAGGAGAUCGAUCCCAUUCUCCACAUUGAAGGAAUCGAGAGGUCCGCUCUGGCAGAUAUAAACUUUGUCUCGGGGAAUAUCAUUAACGCCAUGCGAAGGAAUGGCGGCAAUGCGCUCGGGGUUGUGGAUCAGGGUCCCUUCCUCGUCUUCCUUAUGGAGCCGUUCUGGAUCAACGCAGUUGAUAGUCCGAGCGUGUGGAAGGCGAUGAAGACCACGGCGACAAAGACGCAGGACGAGGCAAAACGUCUGGGUCUGCAUCACGAGUAUAUUUACUUGAAUUAUGCGAAUCCAUUCCAGGAUGUGUACGGCGGGUACGGAGAGAAGGCAAAACGUUUCCUCAUGGAGGUCAGCAGCAAAUAUGAUCCCGACGGAUUCUUCCAGGCACAGCGCGGUGCGGGUUGGGAUCUUCGUGGGCCGAUGAUGCCGUCGUCGAGGAUGUAA